GCCAGACAGACAGACAGACAAACAGACAACAACCUAAAGAGGAGCUAGCCGCAAGCAAUUUAUUUCACUCAACGAGCAUAACUAUCUUGGGAGAUUAUAUUUAUACUGGAUUUAAUAAGGUCUAAAAAUAACAAAGUGUAUUUUGACAUCAACGUCGCACGUUUUUGUAUCUUUCUUCGUAUGACUACCUAACAGUUAGCUUAGCUUGCUAGCAAGCUGCAAGUGUGGUAACGUUAGCUAGCGGGUUACACAGGUGCUAGUUAACCAGCUGCCAGAAUGAAUGUCGCAAAAAGUGGUUAUCGGGUCUUCUCUGCCAAUUCUACUGCAGCAUGUACAGAACUAGCCAAGAAGAUAACCGAAAGACUAGGAGUUGAAUUGGGCAAGUCGGUGGUCUAUCAAGAGUCUAAUAGAGAGACCAGAGUAGACGUGAAGGAAUCUGUUCGCGGCCAAACUAUCUUCAUCAUCCAGACCAUACCCAGAGAUGUCAACACGGCCAUCAUGGAGCUGCUGGUCAUGGCCUACGCCCUUAAGACCUCUUGUGCAAAGAACAUAAUUGGGGUCAUUCCCUAUUUCCCCUACAGCAAGCAGUGUAAGAUGAGAAAAAGGGGUUCCAUAGUGUGCAAGCUGCUGGCUUCCAUGCUAGCCAAAGCAGGUUUAACUCACAUCAUCACCAUGGACUUACAUCAGAAGGAGAUUCAGGGCUUCUUCAGUUUUCCAGUGGACAACCUGCGUGCCUCCCCCUUCCUGCUUCAGUACAUCCAGGAGGAGGUCCCAGAUUACAGAAACGCCAUUAUUGUUGCAAAGUCACCGUCUGCUGCUAAGAGAGCUCAGUCCUAUGCAGAGCGGCUGCGUUUGGGCCUGGCAGUGAUGCAUGGCGAGGCUCAGUGUUCAGAGUCUGACAUGGCGGACGGACGACACUCUCCCCCCUGUGUCCGUAACACCUCAGGACACCCUGGGCUGGAGUUGCCUUCUGGCAGCAAACAACAAGCUCCGUUCCCAGGCAUAGAGCUCCCAAUAAUGAUGGCCAAGGAGAAGCCCCCGAUCACUGUUGUAGGAGAUGUCGGUGGAAGAAUCGCCAUCAUUGUUGAUGACAUCAUCGACGACGUGGAGGACUUUGUGGCGGCAGCUGAGAUUCUGAAGGAGAGAGGAGCUUAUAAGAUCUACAUCAUGGCUACACAUGGGCUGCUGUCUGCCGACGCCCCCCGUCUUAUUGAGGAGUCCGCCAUCGACGAGGUGGUGGUGACUAACACCGUCCCUCACGAGGUACAGAAGCUCCAGUGUCCCAAGAUCAAGACAGUGGACGUCAGUAUGAUCCUGGCCGAGGCCAUCCGACGCAUCCACAAUGGGGAGUCCAUGGCCUACCUAUUCCGCAACAUCACGGUGGACGACUAGGGCAGAGACAUAGGGUUGAGUCUGUGCUGGAGGUGAGGUAUUCGGCGGAAGGUUGGUUAUACAUGCUAUGGUCCCCUCCUCUCUCCACAGUGCUAGAAGUGCAUAAUACUGUCCCUGUUGUCUGCACCUUCACACACAGCCUUGUUCAGAUGACUAGGACGAGGGGGAGUACCGUCAUCAUAUCCCCUAUUAUAAACCAAUAAAAUGUAUUUUCAUCAGCUUUUAGUGCCCGAAACAUAACAUGGAGUUGCUCAAUAAAAGUGAUAAAAGAAACAAAAAGUUAAGCAAUACUAAAAGGUUGAUUUAACGUGCAUAUUUGUUGUCAGGUCUUUUGUGGGUUUUUUAUUGCCUUACUAUGCUAAGGUCUGGCAAACCAGCAAUGCAUGACUUACUGUACCUUACCUCCAUG
Molecule: messenger RNA, 1801 nt
Organism: Oncorhynchus masou masou (cherry salmon)
Lineage: Eukaryota; Metazoa; Chordata; Actinopteri; Salmoniformes; Salmonidae
Product: phosphoribosyl pyrophosphate synthase-associated protein 1
Exons: 11
Coding region: 277-1392 (371 amino acids)
Biological process (GO): 5-phosphoribose 1-diphosphate biosynthetic process; purine nucleotide biosynthetic process
Cellular component (GO): ribose phosphate diphosphokinase complex; cytoplasm
Molecular function (GO): magnesium ion binding; ATP binding; ribose phosphate diphosphokinase activity
Source: RefSeq, a predicted model, not a curated record